GGAAGAAGUAAAGCAACAAACAGACAACAAAGCUAACGAGCGGUCUUCCUCAACGACUUUCCUUUGUGAAGGUAAAGGAUUAAGCUUCCCUUUCUGCUGGCGGCACCCUUUGCUCUUGAGGCUGUGGUAUGAGCCUAUGUGGCAGGAAGGCGCUGACGUUGCUGAGCAGCAUGUUCGCUGUUUGCGGCCUGGGCCUGUUGGGCAUCGCCGUAAGCACCGAUUACUGGCUCUACCUGGAGGAGGGCGUCAUCCUCCCACUUAACCAGAGCACCGAGAUUCGGAUGUCCCUCCACUCGGGCCUCUGGAGGGUUUGUUUCGUGGCUGGUGAGGAGAAAGGUCGCUGCUUUACCAUUGAGUAUGUGAUGCCCACGAAAGUCCAGAUGACUUCAGAGUCCACUGUUAGUGUCCUGAAGAUGAUCCGUUCAGCCACACCUUUCCCACUUGUCAGCCUCUUCUUCAUGUUCAUUGGUUUUGUCCUCAGCAACAUUGGCCACAUUCGACCACAUCGAACCAUUCUGGCCUUUGUUUCGGGCAUCUUCUCCAUCCUAUCAGGUCUGUCUCUGGUCGUUGGUCUGGUGUUGUACAUAUCCAACAUCAACGAUGAAAUGUUGAAUCGGACCAAAAGCAAUGAGGCCUACUUCAGCUACAAAUAUGGAUGGUCGUUUGCCUUUGCUGCUAUCUCCUUCCUCCUCACUGAGACCGCCGGUGUGAUGUCCGUUUACCUGUUUAUGAAGCGCUACACGGCUGAGGAGAUGUAUCGGCCUCACCAGGGCUUCUACCGACCCCGCCUCAGCAACUGCUCAGACUACUCGGGACAGUUCCUCCAUCCAGACGCGUGGGCCGGGCGUGGCCGCAGCCCCUCGUCUAUCUCCUCCGAGGCUUCCCUCCAAAUGAACUCCUCCAACUAUCCUGCCCUCCUCAAGUGUCCCGAGUACGAACAGAUGUCCUCCUCCCCGUGCUGAAUCAAAGAACCACCAGAGGUUAUUACAGCACUGGCAUAGUUCAAAUACUGUGCACUAUAUACUCACAAAAUGUAAGGUAUCCAUAUACUGGAAUUCAUGAAAAAAUCCUGAUCGUGUCUAAUAGGCUCAGUCACAGUUGUCUACAAACAUGGAUUUUAUUUAUCUGUAGAUUGCAGUUUUAUAGACAUGACUUUAGGCGAGAGGUGAGGUACACCCUGGACUUGUCUAAAGCCUAUCGCAGGCCACAUAUGAACCAACAACCAUUCAUGAUCCCAUUCACACAUACACACAAUUGUGAGUCUUUCACUGAAGCACAGGUAGAACACGCAAUUCACACAAGAAGUUCACACAAGAAGGCCAGAGCUGAGAUUUGAACCCAGAAUCUUAGAAUUGUCAGACAGAUGUGGUAAUCCACUUGUUAACUGUCAUGCAGUCAAAUUAGUCAUCUACAGUAAUCCCCCACUAUUUGCGUGGAUGGGGACCGAGCCCUUUCACAAACAGUGAGAAAACACAAAUAAUUGAUGCAUAAAUUUAACUCUUUACUAACUUACAGUCUCUCAGUGGAGAUGUGUCACUUUGAUAUGUUUGACACCAAUUUACUGUGGUGCUUUGCUAUUUAGACUGCCUGCAUCUUGUGGCAUCCUAGGAUGUGUUGGAAAGAAUGCAAAAUUGUGAAUAGUUGAAUUUUUCACUGAAUAUGUGGGGAUUACGAUUUUACUAUUAGCUGUUAGUGCAAUGAUACUUUGCACUAGGGAACGACCACAAACUAAAAUCGCAAAAAUAAACAUAUUGUUACAUUAAUAUCGCUCUGACAUCAAAAUCUGAUCAUUGUUAUCUUUGUAAAUGUGAAAUCUCUUGAUUUGGACGCCAUGCAAUUAUGGAAACGUGCCUAAUGUUGUGGGCAAACAUGUCGGUCGGUCAGCGUAAACUAUUACUGGUUAUCUCUAAUUUUUCAAAGAUAUGGUUAUACCGGAAGAAUUGAACCAGAAAGGGGCCAAGAAGCAUUUUGUGUGGUCAUGCAGACGUGCACUCAUGUCAUCGUGCCAAAAACAAGGUGAAUAAUUCACAAUGACUUUCAGCUAACAGCAAGAAAU
Molecule: messenger RNA, 2056 nt
Organism: Syngnathoides biaculeatus (alligator pipefish)
Lineage: Eukaryota; Metazoa; Chordata; Actinopteri; Syngnathiformes; Syngnathidae
Product: voltage-dependent calcium channel gamma-5 subunit
Exons: 6
Coding region: 129-962 (277 amino acids)
Biological process (GO): neurotransmitter receptor internalization; transmission of nerve impulse; neurotransmitter receptor transport, postsynaptic endosome to lysosome
Cellular component (GO): AMPA glutamate receptor complex; postsynaptic density membrane
Molecular function (GO): channel regulator activity; voltage-gated calcium channel activity
Source: RefSeq, a predicted model, not a curated record